Cokeromyces recurvatus is the source of this 1902-nucleotide messenger RNA. RefSeq names its product S-adenosyl-L-methionine-dependent methyltransferase. NCBI's taxonomy places the organism in Eukaryota, Fungi, Mucoromycota, Mucoromycetes, Mucorales, Mucoraceae. Gene Ontology annotation, biological process: RNA processing. Gene Ontology annotation, molecular function: nucleic acid binding; RNA methyltransferase activity. The transcript has 5 exons. The coding region runs from base 42 to 1763 and encodes 573 amino acids. The record is from RefSeq and is a predicted model, not a curated record.
AACCUUUUUAUUUAUUUAUUUAUUAAAUUCAACAUUUACUGAUGUUUAAGUUUGCAAAAUCAAUUCUUGAUGCUGUUUUUGGCAAAAAAAGGCCUUUAGAAACAGAUGAAGAUGAUCAAGAACAACAGGCAUCUGAAAAUAAGAGACAAAAGAUGACCAUGGUCUAUCGCGUUAAAGUUAAUAAUUUACCUAGAGCUGAGAUGGAGGGAAUUAGAACGUUUUUCAAAAAAAUGGGUUAUGUUCGUGUAAGCAAAGCACCAAGGUGGACUUAUGCUUUUAUUUCAGUUGAUACUGAACAAGAAGCACAAGAAUGUGUAAAGACUAUUAAUGAAUGUGUAUACAAAAAUACACCAUUAUCAGCUGAAAUCCUUAUUCAAACUGAAGACGAAUUUCGUAAUAGAUCAAACACAAGAACUAAAAGAAGAAAGGGCUCUAAUAAGGAUGAGAUUGAAAAUGAUGCUCGUACUCCUGCUGAAAAACUCUCGGAUCAAGUUACACCCAUGUGGAGAAAGUCUUACGAUAUUCAAUUGAAAGAUAAGAAUAAUAAGGGUAUUAGGCAAUUAGUGACUCUUAAAAAGCGCGUUACUGAGUUAACAAAGACAGCACGUGAUCCUAGUCAAAUUGAAUGGGCUCUUCAGAAAGGAAGACUACCAUGUGAAGUCCUUGAUCCCGUUCCCUCACCUCAAACAAAUGGGUAUCGUACUAAAUGUGAAUUUACUAUUGGUAAAGACCUGGACGGUGAACCUACUGUUGGUUUCUUAUUAGGUCUUUAUCGUGAGGGUGUCACGUCUGUUUUAGAUCCUAGUGAAUGUUUACAUAUACCUGAUAUUGCAAAGAAGAUUGCUAAAGCUAUGUGUGAUUAUAUUCGUCAAUCUGGUUUACCUGUUUAUGAUCGUGUCACUAAAGAAGGCUAUUGGCGCACAUUAAUGACUAAAACACAAAGUACAGGUGAUAUUUUAGUUUUAGUGCAAAUGCGUGAUGAAGAUUUAAGUUCUGAACGUGUCGAAGAAAUUAAAAAAGAUUUAAUUCGAUUCUGGAAUGAAGAAAGUGGUGUUAAGGUGACAACCUUACUUUUCCAAUCAUGGAAUGGUGCCUCUAACGGUUUUACUGAUAAAGCACCUAUUGAUAUAUUAACAGGUGAUGGAUAUAUAUAUGAAAAUUUACUUGAUUGUCGCUUCCGUCUUUCUGCUAGUGCCUUCUUCCAAGUGAAUACUCCUGCUACUGAAUUACUUUAUUCCAAGUGUGCUGAAUGGUGUAAUAUUGAUAAGGAGAAGAAGACUACUUUAUUAGAUCUUUGUUGUGGUACUGGUACAAUUGGUAUCACAAUGGCUAAAUCUGUUGAUCGCGUUAUUGGUAUUGAAAUGGUCCCUGAAGCUAUUGUUGAUGCAAAAGAAAAUGCUAAAUUAAAUGAUAUUAAAAAUGUUACUUAUUAUGCUGACAAGGUAGAGAAUAAGAUUGAUAUUGUUCAAAACGAAGAAAAUGAAGAAGUUAUUGCUGUCUUAGACCCACCAAGAAAUGGUGUACAUGCUAGUGUUAUUCGUGCUAUUCGUAAAGCCAAGCAUAUUGAUCGUGUUAUUUAUAUCAGUUGUGAUGCUAAACAAGCUUUUAACAACUUCCUUGGAUUAUGCCGUCCUGAGUCAAAUAGUUUUGUAGGCAUGCCUUUCAAACCUGCUCGUGCUAUUUCAUUUGAUCUCUUUCCACAUACAGAUCACUGUGAAUUAAUGAUUGAAUUUGUUCGCAUAAAGGAUAACUUGCAAGAAUAAAUAUAACAAAAUAAUCAUUAAUAUAUACAAUUAAUUAAAACGUAUAUUAUAUAGAUGUACAUAUAAAGAGUUUGAUACUUUUUUAUAUAAUAUAUUCCUUUAAUCAAAUGAAUAAAAAUAUAUGGAUUUUUUUUUUUAA